This is a messenger RNA of Nipponia nippon (crested ibis), 1977 nucleotides long. NCBI's taxonomy places the organism in Eukaryota, Metazoa, Chordata, Aves, Pelecaniformes, Threskiornithidae. The record is from RefSeq and is a predicted model, not a curated record.
UUUUUUUAACUUCGACAAUAAAAGCGCUGGCCGUCGUUCUUCGUUCCUAAAACGCCAAUAUGUAACCGAGUCACGGCGACCACCGCGUAAUUUUUUUUAUUUUUUUUUUUUUGUAAGAUAUUUCGGGUUCCCCGGGGGCUGGGGAAAGGUCUGGUGCAUCCCGAGUUUCUGACAUUUUGCAUUUCUGUGCCUGUGUGUGCCAGCAGAAAAACCCUCUAUCCUGGAAGAAUGGUGAAACUGGGGAAUAAUUUCAGCGAGAAGAGCACAAAGCAGCCCCUUUUGGAGGAUGGAUUUGACACCAUCCCCUUGAUCACACCCCUGGACGUCAAUCAGCUCCAGUUCCCACCUCCCGAUAAGGUUGUGGUCAAAACGAAAACAGAAUAUGAACCUGAUCGCAAGAAGGGAAAGUUCCGUACUCCUAAAAUAGCUGAAUUCACAAUCAGCAUCACUGAAGGGGUUUCAGAAAGAUUUAAGGUAACUGUGCUGGUCCUUUUUGCCCUUGCGUUCUUAACGUGUGUUGUAUUUCUGGUAGUCUACAAGGUUUACAAGUAUGAUCAUACCUGUCCAGAAGGAUUUGUUUUCAAGAAUAAUCAAUGCAUUCCAGCUGGGUUGGAAAACUACUACUCUGAACAAGACUCCAGUGCUCGAGGGAAAUUUUACACAGUCAUAAACCACUACAACCUGGCCAAACAAACCAUCACGCGCUCAGUGUCCCCGUGGAUGACAGUACUGUCAGAAGAGAAACUAUCUGAACAGGAGACGGAAGCCGCUGAGAAAUCAGCUUAGUAUGAUAAGCUAAUUAUUAACACUAUGUCACUUGAAGGUAACUAAGGGACUUUAAGGAACUUUUCAUUAAAUAUAAUUAUGGAUAAUUUAGAGAUUACUCAUGUUUAUGGUGCAAUUGCUUCUGUUUGCUGAUACUGCUUUGCAAAAAAAAAAAAAAAAAAGAGAGAACAAAAACUUGCUGCAGAACACUCAUGGGCAUAAGCCAAGGUGCAUAUCAGCAUUGCUUUAGAGCUUUGACACCAUUUUCAAUGUUAAAAAAAAUCCAAUGUUAGAGAUGUUCUUGCAGUUUAUUGGAUACUGACAGAUUUCUUCGCCGGAUUUUCAGGGCUCGGACCUUAGAUAAAUCACGUGUUCUGUUGUCUAACUGAUACUUUAUUUAUUAACUUCUUUUCUUCUUUGUCAUUUUGCAAACUGAAACACCUCAGCCAUAACUAGAGUGAUCUCUUGUUUAGCUGAAAGCUAUAUUUAAUAUUUAGUUUUGGCUCAAGAAAGAAUGAUAGCAUUGAUGUGUCAAGGGCAUAAUGUAAUGACUUGUAUGGAGAAGGGUAGCAUUUUUCUUACAUUUUCUUUACUGUUGUUUAUUUGUAAGUGAUAAUGAAGUUCUCUGCAACAAGGCAUGCUCAAUGUUUUAUUAUUGCUGUCGACAGGAUUUAACUGCAUUUCCACUGUGGCUUUAGCAUCUUGGUAAGGAUAGCACUGAACCACAAACUAGAUAGGCGUUACGGAAAAACACGGACAGUUUUAGUGAUGGAUGUUGAGGGUAGUGUAAAAAAAUACACAGUUCAGGAUGUUCUCAUGAGAAAUGACAUCUGUUGAUCAUACUUAAGAGGCAGAAAGCCUAUUCACAGUAGAUGUAGUCCACUCUGUAAUUUGUUGGAUAUGACAGAGGGAGUAAUAUGUCUAAGUUUUCUCUUUUAUUACAUUAACAUUUUCCCUUUUUAUUCAUUAGAAAGAGCUUUCGGUUUGUGGAUCGUUUGCAGUUUGCUCCUUUCAAAAACACAGAGCAUCACAAGUGAAACAAUAGCGUAUUAGCUAACACAGCUGGCUGUUUUAAAGCUCCAUGUGCAACUGAGUGAAGAGUAGAACUGUUUAUGUAUGGCUUGGGAGGGGAAAAGAUGUAGAAGAACAUAGUAUUGUGGAUGCACGUUACAGUUCCAUUGUAAUUACAAACUUAUCUAUUCUUUGUGUGAA